Fusarium redolens is the source of this 549-nucleotide messenger RNA. RefSeq lists its product as uncharacterized. The transcript has a single exon. The record is from RefSeq and is a predicted model, not a curated record. Bases 1 to 549 code for a protein of 182 amino acids. Gene Ontology annotation, biological process: carbohydrate transport; transmembrane transport. Gene Ontology annotation, cellular component: membrane. Gene Ontology annotation, molecular function: carbohydrate:proton symporter activity. NCBI's taxonomy places the organism in Eukaryota, Fungi, Ascomycota, Sordariomycetes, Hypocreales, Nectriaceae.
AUGGCCCGGGUAGGUCGCCGCAAGAUCUACGUAUGGUGCCUCCUCCUCCUUACUGUGAUCCUCUUCGCCACCGGAUGCCUAGGUAUUCCUCCAAAGGCAGCUAGUCGCUCCUGGGGAAUCGGAUCACUGCUUCUUGUUUACACUUUCACCUAUGACAUCACAGUCGGCCCCGUCUGUUACUCCCUCGUCGCUGAGCUGCCGUCGUCGAGACUUCGCCAAAGAACGAUUGUGUUAGCGCAAAAUGCCUACAACAUCGUUGGGGUUGCAUACACUAAUAUCAUCGGCUUAUAUUCGCUGAACCCAACGGCAUGGAACUGGGGAGCUAAAUCGGCAUUCUUCUGGGCCGGUAACUGCGCUUUGUGUUUUGUAUGGGCUUAUUUCCGACUCCCAGAGCCCAAGGACCGCUCUUAUGCAGAGCUGGACAUGCUAUUCGAUCAGGGCGUCUCCGCGAGGAAGUUUGCAACGACCUAUGUCAAUCCUUAUGAAACCGAACGACGAUCCGGCCAAGAUUCUGAUUCCAAGGGGAAGGUUAUGAGUCAUGUUGAGUGA